CAAAGGUCACUCAUCCACCCGCGCAACCACCCCCGCACGCUCGCUCCCACUACUUGCUCCAGCCCCAUCCGGACCAUCCCUCCUCCCCCUCUCCCCUCCGAUACCUUCAUCUCCCUACCCUUUCUUCUCUUCUCGCCAUCACUCUCCCUCUCUCUCUCUCUCUCUCUUCUCAUCUUAUCCCUUCUUCCUCUUCUCGGCCCAGUCAACUUAAACGCCUGUGCGCCGUCACUACUCCCCUCCCCUCUCCCCCUCCCUCCCCUCCCUCAACCUACCACCUACCGCUCCUCCGCUUUCACUAGGCGCUGGCAAGGCUCGGAGGUCUUCACCAUCUCUCACCGGCUCAAUCGAGCUCUCCACCAUCUUGCUCCGAGGCUCUUCCUCGUUCCUUUCCGUCUACAGCUUGUCAGCUGGGACAUUUGUGCAACUUUAGAACAACACCGCCAUCAUGGCCGCUGUCGCUCCCAGUGGUGUCAACGGUGGUGCCGCCGGUGGUCAGUAUGACCACUCGCGCGUCUCCCAAUUCAUCGGCGGCAACUCGAUCGAGGUCGCCCCCUCUAGCGAAGUAACCGACUUUGUCAAGAAGCAGGGCGGUCACACCGUCAUCAGCAAGGUCCUGAUUGCCAACAAUGGUAUUGCGGCCGUUAAGGAGAUCCGCUCCGUCCGCAAGUGGUCGUAUGAGACCUUUGGCUCCGACCGCAUGAUCGAGUUCACGGUCAUGGCCACCCCCGAAGACCUGCGUAUCAACGCAGAGUACAUCCGCAUGGCGGACCGCUAUGUCGAGGUCCCCGGUGGCACCAACAACAACAACUACGCCAACGUUGACCUUAUUGUUGACGUUGCGGAGCGUGCCGGCGUGCAUGCUGUUUGGGCUGGCUGGGGUCACGCCUCGGAGAACCCCCGCCUCCCCGAGAUGCUGAGGAAGGCUAAGAUCGUUUUCAUCGGUCCCCCCGCCUCCGCGAUGCACUCGCUCGGUGACAAGAUCUCGUCCACUAUUGUCGCCCAGUCCGCCGAUGUCUCAUGCAUGGCUUGGUCCGGCACUGGUAUCACCGACACGGUCCUCUCGCCCUCGGGCUUUGUGACUGUCCCCGACAAGGCUUACGAUGACGCUUGCGUCCACGACUGGGAGGAGGGCCUCAAGCGCUCCGAGACUAUUGGGUGGCCUGUUAUGAUCAAGGCCUCUGAGGGUGGUGGUGGCAAGGGUAUCCGUAUGGUUGACUCGGGCGAGAAGUUCAAGCAGGCCUUCCAGGCCGUCGCUAGCGAGGUCCCCGGCUCGCCCAUCUUCAUCAUGAAGCUCGCUUCGGCCGCUCGCCACCUCGAGGUCCAGCUUAUGGCUGACCAGUACGGCAACGCCAUCUCGCUCUUUGGCCGUGACUGCUCGGUCCAGCGUCGCCACCAAAAGAUUAUUGAGGAGGCCCCCGUCACCAUCGCUCGCCCCGAGACCUUUGAGAAGAUGGAGAAGGCCGCCGUCCGUCUUGCCAAGCUUGUCGGCUAUGUCUCGGCCGGCACCGUCGAGUACCUCUACUCGCACCACGACGACUCGUACUACUUCCUUGAGCUCAACCCCCGUCUCCAGGUCGAGCACCCCACCACUGAGAUGGUUUCGGGCUGCAACAUCCCCGCGAUUCAGCUCCAGGUCGCCAUGGGUAUCCCCCUCCACCGCAUUCGCGACAUCCGCACGCUCUACGGCAUGGACCCUCACGGCUCGACCGAGAUCGAUUUUGAUGGCGACAAGCCACAGACCGCUACUACUCAGCGCAAGCCCAAGCCUAAGGGCCACGUUAUUGCCUGCCGUAUCACGGGUGAGAACCCGGACGCUGGCUUCAAGCCCUCGUCGGGUGCUCUCACUGAGCUCAACUUCCGCUCCAACUCGAACGUCUGGGGUUACUUCUCCGUCUCGUCGGCGGGUGGUCUCCACGAGUACGCCGACUCGCAGUUCGGUCACAUCUUCGCCUACGGCAUGGAGCGUAGCGAGGCUCGCAAGUCGAUGGUUGUUGCCCUUAAAGAGCUUAGCAUUCGUGGCGAGUUCCGCACUACCGUCGAGUACCUCAUCAAGCUUCUCGAGAAGCCCGAGUUCGAGGACAACACCAUCACUACCCAGUGGCUCGACGGCCUCAUUGCUGAGGGCAUGACCUCGGAGCGCCCGGACACGACCCUCGCGGUUAUUUGCGGUGCUACUGUCAAGGCGCACAUCGCCUACGAGGCGUCCGUCGCCAAGUACAAGUCGGUUCUCGACCGCGGCCAGAUCCCCACCAAGGACACGCUUCAGACCUUCUUCAAGACCGAGUUUAUCUACGACGAUGUCCGCUACUCGUUUGCCAUGGCCAAGUCGGCCCCGCUGCAGUUCACCCUGUACCUGAACGGAGGCCGCAUCUACGUAGGCUGCCGUAGCCUGAGCGACGGCGGUCUCCUCAUCUCGCUUGACGGCGCCUCUCACACCGUCUACUACCGCGAGGAGGUCGGCGCGAUGGUCGUCUCUGUCGACCACAAGACCACCAUGAUCGAGGAUGAGCGUGACCCCACUCAGCUGCGCUCCCCUUCGCCCGGCAAGCUUGUUCGCUACCUCAUCGACAACGGCGACCACGUCGACGCCGGGCAGGCUUAUGCCGAGAUUGAGGUCAUGAAGAUGAUCAUGCCUGUCACUGCCACUGAGAGCGGUAUCGCCCAGUUCAUGAAGCAGCCUGGCGCCCAGCUCGCCCAGGGUGAACUCAUCGGCAUCCUCACCCUCGAUGACCCCACCAAGGUCAAGUUUGCCAGGCCAUUCACUGGUAUGCUCCCCUCCUUCGAGCUCAAGAACGGCCGCUACGGUACCAAGCCGCACCAGCGCCUCCGCGAGCACCUUGAGGUCCUCUACGACAACCUCGCCGGUUACGACAACACUUCGGCGGUCACUGCGUCGCUCAAGGUCGUCCAGUCGACUCUUCGCGACCAAGACCUUCCCUUCUCCAACGCGCACGAUGUUCUUUCGACGCUCAGCGGCCGUAUGCCCCAGAAGCUCGAGGAGCAGGUCCGCGCCGCUAUCGAGACUUGCCGCAAGGACAAGCUCGAGUUCCCUUCGGACAAGCUGAAGCGCAUCAUUCACUCGUUCAUUGACGAGAAUGUUGACUUCAAGGACCGCCAGACUGUCACCAACGCGAUCGCUCCUCUCCAGACUCUCAUUGACGCCUUUGCCUAUGGCCUCAAGGUCCACGAGUGGCAGAUCUACGCCGAUCUCCUCAACUACUUCUGCGAGAUCGAGGAGCCGUUCGCCGACAGCACCCGCACUCAGGAGGAGAUCAUCCUCAAGCUGCGUGAGGAGAACAAAGACCUUGAGCAGGUCGUCAAGCUUGUUCUCUCGCACUCCAAGGUCGCGUCCAAGACCAAGCUCAUCCUCCAGCUUCUUGACAUCGUCAAGAGCGAGUCGCCCAAGGCUGAGUCGACCACCGAGAGUGGCGUUGCCAAGGCUCUCACUCGUCUCUCUGAGCUCGACAGCCGCCCCACCGCCAAGGCUGCCCUCAAGGCGAAGGAGGUCCUCAUUGUUGGUUCGCUUCCCAGCUACCAGGAGCGCCUCGACCAGAUGGAGCGCACUCUCAACUCGGCCGUCACCACCAACUACUACGGCGAGGCCGGCGGCGGACACCGCCUUCCCUCCGGCGAGUCGCUCAAGGAGAUCACCGACUCGCGCUACACCGUCUUCGAUGUGCUAUCGACCUUCUUCGACUACAAGGACCCUUGGGUCGUCCUCGCUGCUCUUGAGGUCUACAUCCGUCGCGCGUACCGCGUCUACAACCUCAUGCACCUCGACUAUGAGCCCUCCACCGAGACUGGCGGCCCCAACAUUGUCACUUGGAAGUUCAAGUUCGGCGGUGCUGGUCUUGAGGCUGGCACGCCUCGUGUCGACUCGUCGCGUGACAUUACUCGCAUUGCCAGCAUGAGCGACCUUACCUACCUCGUCCACGCCAAGUCGGAGCCCAUGCGCUUCGGUCUCAUGACCUCGUACAACUCGCUCGAGGAGCUCAAGGGUGGCUUCGCCUCGCUCCUCACCAAGUACCCCUCGUUCGACCGUGAGGAGUUCCGUGAGAAGUACGGCAACGAGGCGCGUGACCCCAACGUGCUCAACGUCGCCCUUCGUCUGUUCCACGAUGAGCAGGUCCAGGACGCCGAGCUUCUCACGGAGUUCUUGGCCGUUGUCAACAACAACCUCAAGGCAGUCGCCAAGACCGGGUCGCGCCGUAUCACCUUCGUUGUUUGCCGCAAGGACCAGUACCCCUCGUACAUCACCCUCCGUGAGGGUGCCGACGGCUACUGGAAGGAGCAGGAGGAGAUUCGCAACAUCGAGCCCGCCCUGGCUUACCAGCUUGAGCUGGGACGUCUCUCCAACUUUAAGAUCACCCCCAAGAUGUCGACCAACCGCCAGAUUCACGUCUACCACGCCGUUGGCCGCGAGAACUCGUCGGACGUGCGCUUCUUCGUUCGUGCUCUCCUCCGCCCGGGUCGCUUCACCGGCACAAUGAAGCAGACUGAGUACCUCAUCUCGGAGACCGACAGACUCGUUGGCGACGUUCUCGACACCCUUGAGAUCGCUCAGCAGGAGUACCGCCAGGCUGACUGCAACCACAUCAGCGUCAACUGUGUCUACUCCCUUAACGUCAGCUUCGAUGACGUGCAGGAGGCUCUUGCUGGCUUCAUUGAGCGCCACGGCAAGCGUCUCUGGCGCCUCCGUGUCACCCAGGCCGAGAUCCGCGUGGUCAUCGAGGAGGAGGACGGCAACCAGAUUCCCAUCCGCGCCUUCAUUGAGAACGUUUCGGGCUUCGUUGUGAAGUACGAGGCGUACCAGGAGGUCACCAACGAGAGGGGCAAGACCAUUCUCAAGUCGAUCGGCGACCAGGGCCAGUUCCACCUCCAACCCGUCAACUUCCCCUACCCUACCAAGGAAUCGCUCCAGCCAAAGCGCUACCAGGCGCACGUCAUCGGCACCACCUACGUGUACGACUUCCCUGACCUCUUCCGUCAGGCUAUUGACAAGACGUGGCAGCAGGUUCAGCAGCUGUUGCCGAACGUCAAGAUUCCCUCCGACUUGCUGCAGGCCACCGAGCUUGUUCUUGAUGAGCACGGCGAGCUCGUGGAGGUCAACCGCCCUCCAGGCAUGAACUCGUGCGGAAUGGUCGCCUGGAUUUACACCAUGAAGACCCCCGAGUACCCCAAGGGCCGCCGCGUCGUCGUCAUCUCGAACGACAUCACGUAUCAGAUCGGUUCGUUCGGCCCUCUCGAGGACGAGUACUUCUACAAGGCUACUCAGUACGCCCGCAAGCACGGUCUCCCCCGUGUCUACCUCUCGGCCAACUCGGGUGCCCGCAUUGGUCUCGCCGAUGAGGUCAUGGCUCUCUUCGAUGUCGCCUGGAAGGAGGCCGGCAAGCCUGAGAAGGGCUUCGACUACCUCUACCUGACUCCCGCCUCGCUCGAGAAGCUCGAGGCCAUGGGCGAGGGCUCUGUUCAGACUGAGGAGAUUGAGGUCGCAGGGGAACGUCGCCACAAGAUCACCGCGAUCAUCGGUCUCAAGGACGGUCUCGGUGUCGAGUGUCUGAAGGGCUCGGGUCUCAUCGCUGGUGAAACGUCGCGUGCUUACGACGACAUCUUCACCAUCUCGAUGGUCACCGCGCGCUCGGUCGGUAUCGGUGCCUACCUUGUCCGUCUUGGUCAGCGUGUCGUACAGGUUGAGGGCCAGCCCAUUAUCCUCACGGGUGCCCAGGCCAUCAACAAGGUCCUCGGCAAGGAGGUCUACACCUCCAACAUCCAGCUCGGCGGUCCCCAGAUCAUGUACCGCAACGGUAUUUCCCACCUUACUGCGGGCUCCGACCUUGACGGUGCUCUCCAGAUCGUCAACUACCUUACCUUCAUCCCCGCCAAGCGUGGCAGUGCCAUUCCCAUCCUCCCUACCGGCGACUCUUGGGACCGUGACGUCGCCUGGAAGCCCCCCAAGGGCCCAUACGACCCCCGUAACUUUCUCGCCGGCGCCGUCGAAGAGGACGGAUUCCGCCCCGGUAUCCUCGACAACGGCUCGUUCUUUGAGACCAUGGGUGGCUGGGCUCAGACCAUCGUUACCGGCCGUGGCCGCCUCAACGGUAUCCCCGUCGCUGUUAUCGCCGCCGAGACUCGCACCAUCGAGCGCAUCGACCCCGCUGACCCUGCGAACGAGAACUCGACUGAGAGCCGCGUUGCUCUGGCGGGCACCGUUUGGUUCCCCGACAGCUCGCGUAAGACGGCCACCGCCAUCGAGGACGCGAACCGCGAGGGUCUUCCGCUCAUCAUCUUCGCCAACUUCCGUGGCUUCUCUGGUGGUAUGUCGGACAUGGCCCAGGCCAUUCUGAAGGAGGGUGCCAAGAUUGUCGACGGACUCUCCAGCUACAAGCACCCCAUCAUCGUCUACCUCGUCCCCAAUGGCGAGCUGCGUGGUGGUGCUUGGGUCGUACUCGACCCGGCAAUCAACCCCGAGUACAUGACCAUGUACGUCGACAACGAAUCGCGUGGUGGUGUCCUCGAGCCUGAGGGCAUUGUGGAGGUCAAGUACCGCAGGCCCCGUAUCCAGGCUACCAUGGCGCGCCUUGACCCCGAGUACGCUAAGCUCAAGGCCGCUGCCGAGAGCGACGCUGCCGGCCCCGAAGAGAAGGCUAAGGCUGCUCUCGCCCUUGAGGCCCGUGAGAAGCACCUCGCGCCCGCGUACCACAAUGUCGCCACCGAAUUCGCCGACCUGCACGACCGCGCUGGUCGCAUGAAGGCUAAGGCCAACUGCAUUCCUUGCGACUGGGAGAACUCGCGUCGCGCCAUCUACUGGGCUCUGCGCCGCAAGCUGUCGGAGGUCCGCAUCAUGAAGAAGAUUGCGGCUGCCAACCCCGACCUUACCUACCCCGAGCGCAAGGAGCUCUUUGCCCAGUUUCUGCCCUCGGAAGUUGGCAAUGACAGCGAGGUCGCCGCCUUCCUUGAGAAGAGCAGCGAUGCGGUCGAGGACUUCGUCCAGCAGAUCCGCGACGACUACUGCGCCAACAACAUUGUGUCGUGGGCAGGCUCAAACCAGCGCGGCGUCAUGGAGGGCUUCCAGCGGAUUCUCGACUCCCUGCCGGCCAACGAGCGUGCGCAGUUCAUCGCCUCGCUCUCGCAGCAGUAAAACCGAACAGUCUCCCGUCCCCGUCGUGUCCAUUGUUUCUGUAGGAAAGGAGCUGAAGGCUCCUGUGUGUUCAUACUACUGCCACACAGAUCGUUGCAUUCGCCAUAGAACAUAUAUACAACGUGC
Molecule: messenger RNA, 7264 nt
Organism: Cutaneotrichosporon oleaginosum
Lineage: Eukaryota; Fungi; Basidiomycota; Tremellomycetes; Trichosporonales; Trichosporonaceae
Biological process (GO): fatty acid biosynthetic process
Cellular component (GO): mitochondrion
Molecular function (GO): metal ion binding; ATP binding; acetyl-CoA carboxylase activity
Source: RefSeq, a predicted model, not a curated record